AGCUGGCAGCCUCUACAUCGAGCAGAGUUUGCUCAGGACUGACCGCAGUUCAGCCAGAAUACAUAUCCGGAUCUCCUUGUGACAGUCAGCUGAUCUCGGCUGGUUAUGUGGAAGUUUUGAGCUUCACUGUCUGACAGCAACAACUCCAUUCAGAAUCAUUUCAAAACAGGUAGAAAUGGCCUCAAACCCUCCCUGGUUAAAGACCGAGAUCACUGCUGAUGAAAGGCUGAAAAACUUGAAAAAUACUUUUGAAACAAAGCAUGGAGAAUCUCCUCUCUUCUAUGCAUGUGCACCUGGAAGGGUAAAUCUAAUAGGUGAGCACAUUGAUUACUGUGGCUAUUCUGUGCUACCAAUGGCCAUUGAGCAGAACAUCCUGGCUGCCGUGUCAGUGAACAACUCAGGAACAAUCCAGCUGGCCAACACAAAUCCUCUGUACCAGGAUUUCACAGUGUCUUGCUCAGAGGUCAUCGCUAUAGACAGAGACAAUCCAAAGUGGUUCUAUUAUUUUCUCUGUGGAGUCAAAGGGAUUCAGGAGACGUUUGAGAUCCCUCGUUUAGUAGGGAUGUCAUGUGUCGUUGAUGGAACCAUCCCUCCGAGCUCCGGUCUGUCCAGCUCCAGCGCCUUAGUGUGUUGUUCUGGACUCCUAACAAUGGAGGCAAAUCAGAAGUCCCUGUCAAAGGUGGCUCUUGCAGAGAUCUGUGCCAAAUGUGAGCGCUACAUUGGUACAGAGGGAGGCGGCAUGGACCAGUCCAUAUCAUUCCUGGCAGAGAGAGGAACAGCAAAGCUGAUAGAGUUCCAGCCUCUGCGGGCCACUGAUGUCAAGCUGCCAGAUGGGGCCGUGUUUGUGAUUUCCAACUGCUGUGUGGAGAUGAACAAAGCUUCUACUUCCCACUACAACAUCCGUGUGGUGGAGUGUCGCAUCGCCACAAAGAUGCUGGCGAAGGCGAAGGGUCUGGAGUCGAGCAGGUUGCUGAAGCUGGCUCAGGCUCAGACGGAGCUGAAGGCCUCCCUGGAGGAGAUGCUGACUCUGGUGGACGAGGUGCUGCAUCCUGAGCCGUACAGCCGGGAGGAGAUCUGCAAGGUGCUGGACAUCACCUUGGAGCAGUUUUCAGCAGACCUGCUGAGCGCCAACACUCAGCACAUGACGCAGUUUUGGCUUCACCAGCGAGCCAAACACGUGUACGGUGAAGCUGCUCGAGUGCUGCAGUUUAAGAGCGUCUGCGACUCUGAACCUGCUGAAUCCAUCCAGCUACUCGGAGAUUUGAUGAACCAGAGUCAUGCGAGCUGCAGAGACCUCUAUGAGUGCAGCUGCCCUGAACUGGACCAGCUGGUGGACAUCUGUCUGAAGGCGGGGGCUGUGGGUUCCCGGCUGACAGGAGCAGGCUGGGGAGGCUGUGCCGUCUCCAUGGUGCCCACUGAGAAGGUGGAGUCUUUCUUACAAGCUGUCAGAGCCGCCUACUACCUCCCCGAUCCGCGCAGAGCAGCCAUGGAAAAACAAAGUUUGUUUGUGUCAAAGCCGGGUGGCGGAGCUGCGAUUUUCCUUGAGGAGUGAAAUACAUCAUCUGUGCCUGCUUAGACCACAGUCAGCCAAUAUCAAAUACACUGAUGAAGGGAAAUAAAGGGACAUUUUCUAUAUUUUCAAACAAUUAAGGAAGAAGACACUUGAAGAUUCGUUAAUUUCUGUGUAGCAUUUUACCGCUAUACAGUUUAUGCUGGAAUAUAAGGGCCAAAAAAUGUACUGAGUGGCGCAUUAAAUCAUGUUUUGUUUUUAUAAAAUCACAAAUAUGUAAUAUUUUGGUGAGCUAAUUCACACGAUUUUCAUCUAAACAGAAAAGAUAACAAAUAAAACGGCAACCAGUUUGUGUUGUAUAAAAUCCAUUCAUCCUUUA
This is a messenger RNA of Acanthochromis polyacanthus (spiny chromis), 1889 nucleotides long. It is a transcript of the gene galk2, whose product is annotated as galactokinase 2. Gene Ontology annotation, biological process: galactose metabolic process; carbohydrate phosphorylation. The coding region runs from base 176 to 1552 and encodes 458 amino acids. The transcript has 10 exons. Gene Ontology annotation, molecular function: galactokinase activity; ATP binding. The record is from RefSeq and is a predicted model, not a curated record. Gene Ontology annotation, cellular component: cytosol; cytoplasm. NCBI's taxonomy places the organism in Eukaryota, Metazoa, Chordata, Actinopteri, Pomacentridae.